Mycetomoellerius zeteki is the source of this 2785-nucleotide messenger RNA. RefSeq lists its product as uncharacterized. Gene Ontology annotation, molecular function: growth factor activity. The record is from RefSeq and is a predicted model, not a curated record. Lineage: Eukaryota; Metazoa; Arthropoda; Insecta; Hymenoptera; Formicidae. The transcript has 3 exons.
GGCGGCUGUACUAACGCGGGAAACGGUUGUACCAAGAGAGAGGAGGGCAAAAGAAGAAGCGUCGGAUGAGACCGUCAUGCUCGCUGAGAUCGACACGGGCGGGCAUAGGGUGCUGCACUGUGAUUCCCGUGCCGACUGCCCGACUGCGACAUCGAUUCAUGUGUCCACUUUCCUGAAUGACGAAUGCCAAACCGAUUGCGUGCAUUUAUCCGAGAAGAUCGACGAUAAUGGGUCGAACGAAUCGCAGAGAAGAGUCCCGAAAGAUCGAUGGCAAAAGACUGGAAACUGCGUGAGAAAAGCGGAGCUGAUAAACUGCAAACGUAGAAACCCACCGCCUAAUCACGGUGAAAGUUCACCCACGAGAGUUCCGAGAAUUGAUGACAAAAAGGAAACGAUCCUAGGCGGAUGUGACUUCCUGGUAAAGAGUCGCCUAACGCAGCCGUCACAUCGGCGACGAGAAGCAAAAAGAGAAAAAGGAGACGAAAACGAAGACGUACUCUUCGAAGCAUGUUGCGUGUCGAGAGAAUCUCCGCAAACGAUCGAGGAUGUCGCCAAGGACGAGCGUUUCUCGGUCACGUGGAACUCGCGGAAGGACGCAAGCAACGAGACCGAGAGAGUGGAAUCGCGGCUACGCGACGAGGCGGAACGACAUCGGCUUGCGAUAGUGGACGCAAAUGGAAGCACGAUCGCGAGGCGUCGAAGUCUCCGGGAUCGAUCCCGGACGAGGUCGCGGCCGUUAUUCUACAGGAGUAAGACUCUCGAGACGAAUCCAUCCGAUCACUCGGAAGGAAAACGAAUCGCAGGAGGAAGUCCUCUUCUCUCUAGUCAUCACUCGCGUACUCGCGCGAAGGACGAAAUCUACGAGAACAAUUUUAAAAACUUCGACGAAGGGUUUUUCUGGGAGGGAUUCGGUAAUGACGACACGCGGACGGAUGAGAACGGACGAUUGGACUGUUCGGAACGACGCGAUGAACGUUCGGAAGACGUGCGGAAUAAGAGGAUUGGGCAGAACUCCGCAAACAGGAAGCAGAUCAGGCGCGCGUGUCGCGUUUACUCGGUCUUUCAACUGAUCUUCCUCUUCUUCCUCAUCGCAUUCGGACGGUAUGGAUCGCUCGGUCCAUCCAAUGUGCGUCGAAUCAGUGCGAGACCGAUCGCGAAUGGUUUAAGUGUCUUGGGAAUUGGGAUUAUCGGUGCAGUGAAUGCAAGAUCGAUUGAUUUAAUCGGCGACGCGGGCACUCGGGCCGAGAGAUCGGCUAAUCUCUCCCACAUCAGUGGACCCUUAAGGAAGAUACGAAUGUAUAUCAAGCAUCGAUAUCUGCAGAUUCUGCCGGACAGUACGGUGAACGGAACCCACAACGAACUUUCCAACUACACUAUCUUUCAAAGGAUAUCAACGUCAAGAGGACAAUUAAGGAUCCAAAGCAUGGCAACCUGCCUUUUCGUGUGUAUGGAUUCUUGCGGUCUACUUUACGGCUCGAGUGACCUUACUGCAAUGGAAUGUCUCUUCAAGGAGGAUAUAUUCGACGGAAAUUACAACACGUAUAGCUCAAUACGUUGGUCUACAGCGAAUAAGACUUUGUACCUCGGUUUGAAUCGUUACGGUCAACCGAGAAGAGUACAAGCCAAAGGUCACAACCUGGGCAAGCUGUCAACCUAUGCCCGAGUGCUAACACGGCCGAUCCAAACACAGAACGAUACCAAACACAAAAUACGUCAUCACGGCAGCAGUCAUCGCCAAGUUGACAUCUGUCCCCCUAUACUAUCCCAAGAAAAGGAUGGUAGGGACAGGUUCAGAUGUCGCAAGCGAAAGAAGAGAAAGAAGCGGAAACGGCGGUGCAAAUCGGGCGAGCAGCCCGGUCCCCAAUGCCAAGGUCCUGAGGAAUCGAUCUUGAAAUCAGUAACGGACAUUGUCGAGGCAUCAUCGGAGAUCAUCAGCGCCAGCAGCAACACGCCGGAAUCCAAGAGAUCCUGCGAGGGGGCAGCCAGUGAGGAAGCUUGCAGGCGGCAGGCCCUCUCGGUGCCGGCGAAGAAGCGGAAGUCGCGGAUAGACGACGGCGGCAGGAACCUCACGCUCGGUAAGAACAAAGCAUCAACGUCAAAUGCGAAAAAGCCAAACGUCAGCGUCGCCGAUAGUCAAAGUAAAAAGCCUGAUUUGACGGACGGGAAGAAGAAGAAGAGGAAGAGGACGGGUCUGUAGCAGACGAGCCAGGGGAGCAUGGUGGCAUCGCCAUCCCGGAAGCAGUACGAGCCUGGCACGACGUCCUCGUCCCAGGUCUCUUCGUCGCUAAUGGCGCUCGCCAGCGAGGAGCAGCGGGUCUCGACAGCCACGUUGUCCUCUUCGCCGUCUCUUCCUGGUGCGUCAACCGCUCUCUUCUCCAUCAUAAGGCCGAGCUCGCCACCGUCUGACCGUAAAAAGCUACCACCGUCUUCAAGGAAUCAUGUAACGAAACCGGUGGACUCGCGUAGGAUAGGAAAGUUUUUCUCAGAUAUCGCGGAUUUGCCGGAUCGACCGAGGUCGAUGCCAGCGAUCUCGGCGACGUCGAGGAGCAAAAUAGCGUCAACCACCAAAGUUCCUGUAGAUACGUGCGCCUAUAUUACAACCCCUCUGCCUCAAUUCUCGCCAGUUCCCCCUUCCUCGUCCUUGCCUUGGCAGGAAUCCGAUGAGGACUCUUCGAGUACGCUAUCAUACUCCUCGCUCGUCGACGAGGAGUUGUCCUCGACCGUCAAGAGCGUCAAGUACAUUGGAAACCUCUGGCGAAGUUAUCACGGAAAUUAUGAUAGAUGA